AUGAGCCCGUGGACGUUGUGUGCGCUCCUAUGUGCGUUGGUGGCGCUUGCAAGAGCGCAAUCCACCGGCGUGCCCGCCAUCAGCUCGCUCAACACUGGUGUCCGUUUCCUCUACCAGAACGAUUUGGACUGGAACAGGGCCGACUCGUCCAGGCGCCAAGACGGCUAUCUCCUGCUCACCGCCCCGCUUACUGCUACAGAUGCUGCUGCAAAAUGUCGACGCCUUGGCGAGGCGCUGGUCCCUGCCUCCGCCUCGUCUAAUGCAGGCUUGCAGGCCCAGAUGAGCUACUUGCUCUACGACGGAAGCUAUGCCGCAGGCCAGUCGUUCUGGGCUGCCGGUGGGAACGCCUUCAAGUCGUCCUCCUCGGGAAGCCUUCAGGCGACCAAGCCGAGUGCUGAUACCAAGCUGCCGGCACUUUGCACGCAGAGUGCACCCUGGAGGGCCGCCAACUCGACCGACACCUCUGCCAUGUGGCAGCUCACAGCCCAGAGCAACGGCGUCAAGUUCACGGGCUUCCGCGAUGCACUCUCGUUCCGCUUCCAAGCCGUGCCCUUUGCGAAUCCUGUCCAGCGUUUCGCCUAUUCGUCCGUGUACGAUGGCAGCACAUCCACCUCCGUCACUGCGCUUGACACGACGCGCAACAAGCAGUGCCCGCAGAACGGUUCGGGUGCAUACUCGGAGCAGUGCCUGUAUGCCAACGUAUUCACGCCUUUCCUGCCGACGUCGUCCGAAACGCAGGACACCAAGGCGCUCAAGCCCGUGCUGCUCUUCAUCCACGGCGGAGGCUACGGCUCGGGCAGCGGGCUCGACUUCACCUUUGACGGCGGCAAUAUGGCGAGUCGCAGCGACGUUGUAGUGGUCACACCCAACUAUCGUCUGGGUUCGCUGGGCUACCUGGCGUACAACGACCAGAUCCGUGGCAACUAUGGUUUGGGCGAUCUCGUGACCGCGCUCAAGUGGGUGCAAAAGUACAUCAAGGACUUUGGCGGUGAUCCGAGCCGCGUGACCAUUGCGGGCCAAUCGGCGGGUGCCCAGCACGUGCAGAACCUGCUCGCCUCGCCUCAAGCUGCAGGCCUCUUCCAGCGCGCCAUUGUGCUCAGUGGAAAGGGACACGAUGCAGCCUUUGUCUAUCCAACCGUCGAGCAGGCACGUCAAGGCCAGGGCGGUGCGGUAGUCAAGGCGCUCGGAUGCGACGCUGCCUCGAAUGUCCUCUCGUGCCUGCGCGGUAAGAGUGUGGGUGACAUGCUCAAGAAUCAGUUCGCGGUGAUCACACAGGAUGGCACGUACAUCCGCUCGCCACGCCUUGACAUGAGGUCACCCGGUCGCGCGCAGGGUCACGUCAAUCGUGUGCCCGUGAUCUGGGGCACCAUGCGUGACGAGCUGGCCUCGCUCGGCAUCGUGCCGCCCGCGUCCGAGACCAACUUUGCCAAUGCGAUGAAGACGGCGGGCAUCGCGUCCAACUACAGCGACAUUGCGCUGCGUGACACGGCAGCGUUCCCCGUGAACCGAGGAUACAGCGUGCAGAAUCUGACGGUGAGCGUCAACACGGACAUCAGGUACCGCUGCGGUAUCCAGGGCAUGGCGUACGCCUCGGUCGCCAACGGCGUCUUCCCGCGCGUCUGGGCCUACUUUUACGACCAGCGCUCGUACCAGAUCCCCAACUACGACCCGCAGGCAGCGUGUCAGCCCAAGGGUAGCCUAGACCCUUCGAGCUACUACAUGUGUCACUCGGGCGAUCUCAUGACGCUCUUCCACACCACGGGCACUGCCUUCCGCCUGCCCUACCGCGACGCCAACGAUCUGCCGUGGAUGGCGUCGAUCAUCGACCAAUUCUCCGCUUUCGUCCGCACAGGCAACCCGGCUCCGGCGGCCGACUACCUGCGCGCUCGAGGCGGGGCGUAUGCUUCGUCGCUCGCAAGGACCACCGCGGCAGGCACCACCUGGACCGCGAUGUCGACCUCGAAUCUCAACGGCCUCAGCUUCGGCCCUGUCCAGCAGAGGCUCGAGACGCUGGGUCAGAGAAACGACCAGUGCGCUGCCUUCAACAUGGGCCUCGACUACAUCGCCAAGCUUUGA
Molecule: messenger RNA, 2076 nt
Organism: Moesziomyces aphidis
Lineage: Eukaryota; Fungi; Basidiomycota; Ustilaginomycetes; Ustilaginales; Ustilaginaceae
Source: the annotation of a GenBank genome assembly